Oncorhynchus mykiss (rainbow trout) is the source of this 1408-nucleotide messenger RNA. It is a transcript of the gene arpin, whose product is annotated as actin related protein 2/3 complex inhibitor. NCBI's taxonomy places the organism in Eukaryota, Metazoa, Chordata, Actinopteri, Salmoniformes, Salmonidae. Gene Ontology annotation, biological process: negative regulation of actin nucleation. The record is from RefSeq and is marked provisional.
GACGUAGAAUCAGGAAGUCACGGGAUAGUUUUGCUUCGGUUUUUCGAGUAUCAAAACGGUGUGGUUGUUGCUUUCUCUAGAGUAAAAAAUGAGCCGAAUUUAUAACAAUACGUCCUUGCAGAAUAAACCUGUUCAUAAUGAAAAGAUUGAGCACGCGUGGGCCCCCUCCUCAUAUCAGAGUGGUCUGGGUGUCAUAUUAGAGGGAAAGUUGGUUGAUGUCUCACGCCAUGUUAUCACUGACGUCAACAAUCAGAAGGACCGUUUCUAUGUCCUAUACAUCAAACCUAGUCGAAUCCACCAAAGGAAAUUUGAUGCUAAAGGAAUGGAAAUUGAACCAAACUUCAGUGAUACCAAAAAGGUCAACACUGGUUAUCUCAUGUCAUCAUUCAAGGUGGAGGCUAAAGGAGAGACUGAUUGCCUCACUGAGGUCCAGCUGGAAAACCUAGUGACCAAGGAGGAUCUGGUUAAAGUGACAGGGAAACACUGUCUAAGUGGGACCUAUGCUUUCUGGUACCCAGAGGGAGAGAUGAGCAAGACUGAACUAGAAACAGGCCAGGACAUUCGACUGAAAACCAAAGGCGAUGGCCCAUUUAUUUUUUCCUUGGCCAAAGUCGAUGGAGGCACAGUGACCAAAUGCAAUUUUGCCGGAGACAAAGAAGCAGGAGCAUCGUGGACAGACAAAAUAAUGUCCAACAAAUCCGAUGCCAGCAGUGCAACGAAGUCUGAAGGCCAUGGCGAGGGAGCAGAUGAGGAGGAAUGGGAUGAAUGAGGAGAUGAAUGGAAUUGCACAGUAAAACCUCCUUAUUCCUGUGAUGGUUUGUACUCUACGGUUCCACCCGCUUAACAUUGCUUGUGCAGCAUAUGCACACUAAAGAGGAAGAGGGUCGUUUCAUUUUUUAUUCAGCACUCCUUUUGUAAUAUAGAGUUCUCUACAAGAAGUUGACAAAUCUGGCUAUUGCAGUGUAUCUUCGGUAUAGGGGUGUACAUGUAUUGCUUUGAACCUGUCUUUGGUAAACGUCAUACAUGCUUUUCUUCUCUACUUUCUCUCUAUUGAAAAUGUAUCCUUGUUUGUAGAAGGGUACAAAUGAUAUGUACUGCACAUGUUAACCUUGUAAUAAAGCACAUGUCAAUUUAUCUGAUGGGGUUGUUCUAAUCAUGUGUGUCAUCCAAAAUGUAAACCAUCAAUUGGGUAAGAGUGGUCAUGCAAGGGCAGAGUUAUAACUUUUAUUAGUAGAGUAGCCAUUGUCUGCUAAUCAGAUUAUUAGUGUGUGCAAAUGUAUGAAGUUGCCAAAUAGAUGUAGGCUAAAUUAAAUCAUGCAUUCUCAAAAAAAAAAGAUUCAAAACUGUUUGGGUUACCAGCAUUAAUGAAUACAGUACUUGUGUACAUGUAACAAAUAAACUUAAUGUC